Auxenochlorella protothecoides is the source of this 2382-nucleotide messenger RNA. Its product is annotated as PHD finger protein 11-like protein. The record is from RefSeq and is a predicted model, not a curated record. The transcript is spliced from 11 exons. The coding region runs from base 1 to 2382 and encodes 793 amino acids. NCBI's taxonomy places the organism in Eukaryota, Viridiplantae, Chlorophyta, Trebouxiophyceae, Chlorellales, Chlorellaceae.
AUGGAGCAAGAGCAGCGAAACACUGCCCAGGCGCGCGAGGUCCUGGAGGAGGAGGCUUGUCAUCAGCGAAAGCAGGCCGGGGAGUGGGAGGCGGCAGCCAAGGCUCAGGCAGCCCUGGUCUCUGGCCUCAAAGCUGAUGUUGAGGACCAACGCAGGACCCAGCAGCGACUGCAGCACGACUUGGAGGCUCUGGAGGCUGAAAGGCGUGUGGAGAGGCGUGACCGCACAGCCCUGGCCGUCAGGCUGCGGGCAGCGGAGGCCGCGGCUGGGGCAGCCGGAGACCGGCUCACUGCCCUGCAGGGCCUGCUGAGUCAGCGCGAGGUGGACCUGGCGCGCUGCAACGCUGCCCUGGCGGAGUCGCAGGCUGCGAGGAGUGCACUGGAGGCGGAGGAGCGGCGGCUGGCGGGGGCCAUCGCCAGCCUGGGUGCCCGAGUGGACAGGGAGUGCGACGGUUUGAGGGCCGAGGUGGCAGCUCUGAAGCGGGCCGCAGAGCAGCGGGAGAGCCUGGUGACUGAGCUCACGAGCACGCAGCCCCCCGUGGAUAGAGCCUCCAUGGCCAUGCCGUUGCCAGAGUGCAUAAACAUCGUGUGCAACAACGUGAAGGGCGUGUUCUGGACCUCCAGCCAGCGCCUGACAUGCCAGUGUAGAGACUGCGCGGGCCUGGGGGAGAAAUUGGGGGUGAUGCCUCUGCAGCUGACCCCCACGGAGUUUGAGCGGCAUGCAGGCAUGGCUGCGAGCAAGAAGUGGAAGUACACGCUGCGCGUGCCCAUGGAGGGCGGCGAGGCCGCGCUGCUGGGCGACUGGAUGGAGGCCCGGGGCCUGGCCGUGAAGGCCCACCUGCGCCACCCGCGCUGCCACAUGGCGCCCCCGCUCUCCUCCGAGCGCGGCUCGGGCCUGCUGGACGCCCCGUCCGCCGCCGCCUCGCGCUCCGGCGGCAGGGAGGCGGGGCCGGCCUCCACCCGGCUGACACGCGAGGCGGCCGUCAGGCGGCGCGCUGAGGCGCCGGAGACCCAGCCCGAGCCGGCGCAAACGGUUGCCCCCGCCCCGUUGCAACCCACCUCCGCCGGACCAGCGGCGGCCCUGGCCGAUCCGGUGGUGCGGGCCGCCAGUGCGCCCUUGGCGCCGGGUUCCACGCUCGCCGGGGCGGGCGCCGGGUCGUCGUACUUCAGGCCGGUGCAGGGCGGGAGCCUGCCUGGCCCCAGGCCCCACCCUGGCUCGGCCUUCAACCCGGUGGGGUCCAGGCUGGGCGCUAACCCCCGCGACCCCCGCGUCCUCGCCCUGUACUGCCCCGGCACCGGCCUGGCGCCGGGCGAGGCUGGGGAAGGUGGGCCCGCGUCCCCAGCGUCCUCCUCGGGGUGGGGCCGGCCCGCGAGGGCCGACGCCAAGCCAGAGGUGGCCAAGCGGGCCCGCACUGAGGCCUCGCCCCUCGCUGUCGCGGUGGCGCUCGGCGCCUCCACUCCCUCGCUCGCUGGCGCGGGGGGCGCACAGCACGGGCCCCUGAUCGCCCAUGCCAGAGGCGAUCCGAGGAAGCGAGGGAGGGGGCGUGGGCGCGGGGGGCCGUCUGCCCGCAGCGUGCUCUCGCCGCAGCCGCGCGAGGCCACCCCCGGGCCUGCACACAUUGGACCCCCGCCGCAGGGCAGCGGCGCCAUCGCUACUGCGCAGCCUGCGGGGACCCGAGACCCGCCCCGCAUCCUGAAGUGGGAGCUGAGCCCCCUGGGCCAGCUCUGGCUGGGCGUCAGGCUGGGCGACCGGGAGUACACGGGGCUGCUGGCCAGCGCCGCGCCGCCGCCGCGCGUCAAGCCGCCCACCAAACCGCGGAGCGGCGUGCCGCCCCUGGCCAUGCCCCUGGGUCCGCGGGGGCCCGACCCCGCGGACAUCGCGCGGUACUGGGAGAAGCACAACCAGGGCGCAGAGGCCGGCACGCUGGACCCCGCUGCCAUCGUCGAGCUGGCGGGCAAGGCGGUCCUGCGGGGACGCGGCAUCCGGUGCCGGCUGUGCGGCGAGAAGGGCGCCACGCUGGGGUGCAUGACCACUUGCCCCGUCUCCCUGCACCUGCCCUGCGCGGCCAAGGGCGGGGGCCUCCUCCUGGUGGAGCCGUACCGCGUGGCGUGCGAGAAGCACGUCGGCGCGCGCGGGGGGGGCGCGCAGGACCGGGCGAGGGAGUCUGAGGGCACGGGGACGUACAGCGAAACCACCAGCCAGGACACCUUGGAGGACGGCAGCGGCAUCAGGCCUGAGACGGCUGCGCCCUACCAGGCCCCGCGUCAGGAGGCGGCAAGCGUGCGCCCUGUGACGGGGAAGAAACCCAGCCUGGGCUUCAAAACGCCGUACGCCAACCUAUCAGCGCUGGACACCCUCUCUAUUGUUGCGCUGAACCAUUGA